GAUUGAAAAAAACAAGGAGAAUGAAGAACUGAGUGAAGUUGAGGAGAAAAAUCACGUCAAAACUCGAGAAAAACCCUUGAGUUGCUCUCAAACUAAACAGAAAUAUUUAAAGAAAAUGAGAGCCAAUAAAUCUUUCACCUGCACUCAGUGUGGAAAGAGUUUCUCAUUCAAACAUCAUCUUGUGCUUCACAUGAGAGUUCAUACUGGAGAGAAACCGUUCACAUGUGAUCAGUGCGGGAAGAGUUUCUCACGAUCAUCACACCUCAAAGAUCACAUAAACAUUCACACUGGAGAGAAACCACACAAGUGUUCACACUGUGACAAGAGAUUCAGUUAUUCAGCAAAUCUGAAAAGACAUGAGAGGAUCCACACUGGAGAGAAACCGUACACAUGUGAUCAGUGCGGGAAGAGUUUCACAAUAAAAGGACACCUUACAGAGCAUAUGAGAGUUCAUACUGGAGAGAAGCCAUUCACUUGUGAUCAGUGCGGGAAGAGUUUCUCACACUCAUCAAACCUUAAGAUACACAUGAAGAUCCACACUGGAGAGAAACCGUAUCACUGCACUGCAUGUGGGAAGUGU
Molecule: messenger RNA, 580 nt
Organism: Sinocyclocheilus grahami
Lineage: Eukaryota; Metazoa; Chordata; Actinopteri; Cypriniformes; Cyprinidae
Product: gastrula zinc finger protein XlCGF57.1-like
Exons: 2
Biological process (GO): regulation of transcription by RNA polymerase II
Molecular function (GO): DNA-binding transcription factor activity, RNA polymerase II-specific; RNA polymerase II cis-regulatory region sequence-specific DNA binding
Source: RefSeq, a predicted model, not a curated record